AGCAUAUGAUGGAAAUGUGAGACUGAUCGAGGAAGAAGAUUCAGCAUGUCCAACUUUACUCGAACAAGACUUUAACAGAUUUCACCACUCAGUCCCAGGAUUAAGGAGGUCUGGUGUUGAUGCUAAUGCAAUAAGACAGAACUGUGCAGCACAUUAUUAUCCUGAUGGAGAUUGGGGUUGGAUUGUAUGCAGCGUGGCAUUUCUUGCUCAUAUUUUAACAACGGGAUUCCAGUUAUCAUAUGGUUUCUUAUUACUUUAUGCUAUUAAGCAUUUAGGACAAGAUGUAGUAAUGGAAACGAGUGAGUUGAUUGAUUAA
This is a messenger RNA of Clunio marinus, 316 nucleotides long. Lineage: Eukaryota; Metazoa; Arthropoda; Insecta; Diptera; Chironomidae. The record is from the annotation of a GenBank genome assembly.